Molecule: messenger RNA, 2063 nt
Organism: Apis laboriosa (Himalayan honeybee)
Lineage: Eukaryota; Metazoa; Arthropoda; Insecta; Hymenoptera; Apidae
Gene: mre11
Product: double-strand break repair protein MRE11
Exons: 10
Biological process (GO): mitotic intra-S DNA damage checkpoint signaling; telomere maintenance; double-strand break repair via homologous recombination
Cellular component (GO): nucleus; Mre11 complex
Molecular function (GO): DNA endonuclease activity; manganese ion binding; 3'-5'-DNA exonuclease activity
Source: RefSeq, a predicted model, not a curated record
UUUUAUGUUAUGUUUUAACAAGAGGAAAAUACAACAAUAGAUAAUAUUUAAAUAUAUUGACUUUUUAUUAGAUACUUUAUUUUGCUUUAAAAACACACAUAGUAUAUAAUUACUAAUCAAGUGAAACAAAGUUAUAAUUCUUGAUAAAUUUAAAAUAUUUAAUAUAUACAAUGUCUUCUACGCCAAUUAAUAAUACAAAUGAAAAAACAAAUCCAGAUGAUUCAAUUAAAAUUUUAAUUGCAACCGAUAUUCAUUUAGGUUUUGAAUAUAAUAAAAAAAGAGGACAACAAUCAGAAGAUAGUUUUAUAACUUUUGAAGAAAUACUUCAAUAUGGAAAAGAAUAUGAAGUAGAUUUUAUACUUCUUGGUGGAGAUUUAUUUCAUGAUACCAAGCCAUCACAAACUGCAAUAUUAAAAUGCAUGGAACUAUUAAGAAAAUAUUGUUUAGGCACAAAAGAAAUUAAAAUUCAAUUUUUAAGUGACCCAGAAGUCAUAUUUCGUCACUGUGCUUAUAAAACUGUAAAUUAUGAAGAUCCAAAUUUAAAUAUUAGUAUGCCAAUAUUUUCUAUUCAUGGAAAUCAUGAUGAUCCAAGCUUUGGAGCUAUUGGAUCAAUGGACUUAUUAUCAGUAUCUGGUCUAAUAAAUUAUUUUGGAAAAUGGACAGACCUUACUAAAAUAAAUAUUCCUCCUUUAAUUAUAAAAAAAGGUGAAACUCAUAUUGCAUUAUAUGGUUUGAGUUAUAUAAAUGAUCAAAGAUUAUCUCGAUUGUUAAGAGAUUUUAAGAUAGAUAUGUUACGCCCAACAGAAAUAACAGAUUGCUUCAAUAUAUUUGUUUUACAUCAAAAUCGCGUAAAACAUGAUGAAUAUACAUAUAUUCCACAAAAUAAAUUACCUAAAUUUCUUAAUCUUAUUAUAUGGGGUCAUGAACAUGAAUGUCGUAUAACUCCAGAAUUUAUUCCGGAUGUUGAAUAUUUUAUUUCACAACCAGGAAGUUCUAUUGCUACCUCUUUAUGUGAAGGUGAAUCAAAACCCAAACAUAUUGGUAUUUUAACUGUAAAUAAAAUGAAAUUUAAAUUACAAAAAUUGAAACUGCAAACUGUUAGACCAUUUAUUUUUGAUAAUUUAAUUCUUAAAGAUGAAGAAAUACCAAAAAAUUAUGCUGAGACACUUUCUGAAUCAGUAUUCAAAUUUAUUGAUAAUUAUAUACAAAAUGAACUUAUGCCUAAAGCUGCUUUUCAACUAUCUGGUCAUCCCAAACAACCUAUUUUACCUUUAUUACGUUUAAGAAUAUUUUAUAACUCUGAUGAAGAAAUUUUUGAUGAAAUAAAAUUAACACAAAAAUAUUGCGAUGAAGUUGCUAAUCCUAUGGAUAUAGUUAUAUUUCGUAAACAAAAAAAUGUCAACAAGAAAUCAAACUCUUCAAAUUCACUCGAAGAUGAUCUUGAAGAUAUGGCACAAAUUUUCAAUUUUGACGACAAUGAAAAAAAUUGGAACAAAACUGUACAAGGAGGUAUAAAGAAGCAUUUCAGUUUGGAAGAAAAUAAAGAUAAAUUAACAGUAUUAACUGUUAAUGGUUUAAACGAAGCAUUAAAUCGAUUUGUUAACAUGGGAGAUUUAGAUGCUUUCAAAGGUAUUGUAAAUCAUCAAAUGAAUAAAACAAUUACACAUUUGGAAACUUGUGAAGUUGACACUUCUGAAAGUAUUCGAAAUGAAAUUAAAAAUAUUAGGGAUAAAAGGAUAGAAGAAGAAAAAGAAGAUACAAUGGAGGUAGAUAAAAUAGAGAUACAAACAGUAUUUAAUAAUAUAAAAAAUCAGGCAGAAUGUUUUGAAAUUGAUUCAGAUAAUCUUAGCGACGAAGAUGAAAAAAGAAAUAUGAUUCCGAAAACCAAAAAAGAUGAACGAUCGACAAGAGGUCGAGGUUCACGAGGAGGUAGUUGUGUAAGAAAUAAAACAAAAGAAUUUACAGCAAAGAAAAUUUCAUCAAAAAUUGAUGGAAUUGAAAAAAGGAAGACAAAAAAACAGGAUCAAAAUAUAUUAGAAAAUUAUAUGGAAUCUAAAAAAAAU